Molecule: messenger RNA, 3574 nt
Organism: Neurospora tetraspora
Lineage: Eukaryota; Fungi; Ascomycota; Sordariomycetes; Sordariales; Sordariaceae
Product: peptidase family M1-domain-containing protein
Exons: 2
Coding region: 151-3225 (1024 amino acids)
Biological process (GO): proteolysis; peptide catabolic process
Cellular component (GO): cytoplasm
Molecular function (GO): peptide binding; metalloaminopeptidase activity; zinc ion binding
Source: RefSeq, a predicted model, not a curated record
AUUGGUGGAGACAUUGGAAAGUCUUUCCAGGGUUGAGCUUCGAGACCACAGCACAGUGUCCCUGCUGGACAGCAAUUGGAAACAGAGCUUUGCUUCAGAGUUUCAAGGUGGCUGUGAUCAUUUGUUGAGGAAUUGGUUAUUGGAAACAAAAUGCAUUUGGCAGCGGUGAGAACAAAGACCAAUGCAGUUGCCAUUGGCAGGUGGAAGACUCUUUCGACCAGAACUUUAUCAACAACAACAAAGUCACCCCGCACUCACAUCCAAGCGAUUGCUCGGCCAAGCUGUACCCGCACUGCAGCUUCCCGCCCGCUGCUAGCGUCCUCCUCCUCCUCCUCGUCUACAGCGCCUUCUUUCGUCAUUCGUCCAUCUUCUGUCACUCAGCAGGUCUCUCGGUUCCACUCUAUCUCGUCGUCGUCGUCGUCGGUCCCCUCUUCUUCUUCGCCCAGGACUUCCACAAGACCUACAACUACUCGUCAUCGCCCCAAGCUUCAGACUUCCGCUGUUCCUCCCCCGUUUCUUGUUCUUGGAUCCCGCUACUGCUCUGCCCACGCCAGAGCCAAACGCCGAGAAAACAUGACGGACCGCGACAUUCUCCCCGACAACUUCAAGCCCACCCACUAUGAUCUCGAGAUCCGCGAUCUCGACUUCGCCUCGUGGUCCUACAAGGGCACCGUAAGGAUCGACGGUAACCUCGUCAAGCCCACCAAGGACAUCGUCCUUAACACCCUCGAAAUCAAGCUCCUCAACGCCAAGUUGACGGCCGGCCAGCAAUCAUGGGAGUCGACCCAGUUCGCCGAGGACACCAAGGCCCAGCGCUCUACCAUCUCCUUCGCCGAGGAGCUCCCCGUCGCCGACAAUGUCUCCCUGACCCUCGAGUUCACCGGUGAGCUCAACCACGACAUGGCCGGGUUCUACCGCUCCCAGUACAAGCCUGCUGCUCCUGCGGCCGCCAGCGUCCCCCGCGACGACGAGUUCCACUACAUGCUCAGCACCCAGUUCGAGUCCUGCGAUGCUCGCCGCGCCUUCCCCUGCUUCGACGAGCCCAACCUCAAGGCCACCUUCGAUUUCGCCAUUGAGAUCCCCGAAGACCAGGUCGCCCUCUCCAACAUGCCCGUCAAGGAAACCAAGCCUGCCGGCCCCAACAAGAAGCUCGUCUCUUUCGAGCGCAGCCCUGUCAUGAGCACCUACCUCCUGGCCUGGGCCGUUGGCGACUUUGAGUACGUCGAGGCCUGCACCGACCGCGAGUACAACGGCAAGAAGCUCCCCGUCCGUGUUUACACCACCCGCGGCCUCAAGGAGCAGGGCAGGUGGGCCCUUGAGCACGCCCCCAAGAUUAUCGACUACUUCUCGGAGCAGUUCGAGAUCGACUAUCCUCUUCCCAAGAGCGAUAUCCUGGCUGUCCAUGAGUUCACCCACGGCGCCAUGGAGAACUGGGGUCUCGUCACCUACCGCAUGACCGCUAUUCUGUUCGACGAGAAGCUUUCCGAGGCCAGAUUCCGCAACCGUAUCGCCUACGUCGUUGCUCACGAGCUUGCCCACCAGUGGUUCGGUAACCUUGUUACCAUGGAUUGGUGGGAUGAGCUCUGGCUUAACGAGGGUUUCGCUACUUGGGCUGGUUGGCUUGCGACCGAUCACCUCCACCCUGACUGGGAGGUGUGGCCGCAAUUCAUCAACGAGGGCAUGGACCAGGCUUUCCUCCUCGACUCUGUCCGCGCUUCGCACCCCAUUCAGGUCGAGGUUCGCGACGCUCUCGAUGUGAACCAGAUUUUCGACAAGAUCAGCUACCUCAAGGGUUGCUCCAUGAUUCGCAUGUUGGCCUCGCACCUUGGUAUUAAGACCUUCCUCAAGGGUAUUGCCCUUUACCUUCAGCGCCACGCUUACGGCAAUGCCAAGACUGAGGCACUCUGGAACGCUUUGAGCGAGGCCUCUGGUGUCGAUGUGAACACCAUUAUGCGCCCCUGGAUUGAGGAGCUUGGCUUCCCUGUUGUUAGCGUUACCGAGGGCCAGGACCAGAUUUCCGCCAAGCAAGCCCGCUUCCUCUCUACCGGCGAUGUCAAGCCUGAGGAUGACAAGACCACCUGGUGGAUCCCUCUGUCCCUCAAGGGCAAGGUUGGCUCCCAGGAUAUUGAGCCUCUGUCUUUCCAGACCAAGGAGACUACCAUCGACGGCGUCAGCCAAGACUUCUACCUGCUCAAUGCCAACGCCACUGGCUUCUACCGCGUCAACUACCCCGAGUCUCGUCUCAAGACUCUGGGCACUCAGCUCGCUCAUCUCACUACCGAGGACAAGAUCUUCAUCACUGGUUCUGCGGCCGAUCUCGCGUUUGCUGGCAACUCCACCACCGCCGCUCUGCUGUCUUUCGUCCAUGGUCUGAAGAACGAGACCCACUACCGUGUUCUUAGCCAGGCUUUGGACUCGGUCAACACUCUCAAGUCCAUCUUUGGUGAUGACGAGGAAGUCAAGAAGGGUCUCGAGAAGUUCACUCUGGAGCUUAUUGACAAGGCUCUCAAGGAGGUCGGCUGGGAGCCUAAGGAGGGCGAGAACUACAACAUUCCUCUUCUCCGCAAGCGCCUUCUCCUCACUGCUGUCGCCAACUCGCACGAGGAGGUCAUUAAUGAAGCCUUCAAGCGCUGGAACGACUGGCGCGCCAACCCUAGCGGUGCUCCCAUCCCUGCUGAUCUCCGUCUUCCCGUCUACCGUGCUGCUAUCAAGAAGGACCCCGCCAACGCCGUUGCCGCCAUCAAGCACGAGUGGUUCACCACCCCCGCCAUCGACGGCAAGGAGGUCUGCCUCCAAGCCCUCGGCCAGGUCACCGACGAGGCCCUCAUCAAGGAUGUCCUCCUGCCCUUCCUCUUCGACUCUGCGCCCCCCGCUCACCCCAGAGACUCGGUUCCCGGCGCCGAUAUGCACAUUCUCGCUGGUAACUUGGCCGGUAACCGCAUCGCGCGCCCUCUGCUCUGGGCCUACCUCCGCGACAACUGGGACAAGUUCAACGCCAAGCUCGGCGGUAACCCCAUCCUUGUCGACCGCAUGGUCAACGUCAGCUUGCCCAAGUUUGCGGAUCUCGAGACGCUCAAGGAUAUCGAGGACUUCUUCAGCAAGGUCAGCACCAAGGGCUUCGACAGGACGUUGGAGCAGGUCAAGGAUAAGAUUAGGGGACGGGCGUCGUACAAGAUUAGGGAUGCUGAGGUUGUUAAGAGCUGGUUGAAGGCUAAUGGGUACUAAGUUUGAUUAUUAAAUGUAGCAAUGUAUGAUAGGUAGGUAAAUUUUGGUGUUUGCGUAUGCACCCUGGUAUAAGUUUGUUACUGGAAUGUGCAAGUUUCAUGUUUAUUUUGUCAGCCCAGGCUUGGCCGCAAGUGAAGUUUCAGCGGCUUUUGGGGAUGUCCUGUUCGUCCGAUAUUUUCGUCUUGAAUAUUUCAUCCCGUCUCGUCCCCGACCGCUUCUCGAGUGAAUGACGCACUGUUCCAACAUGGAAGUUACGAUGGGUGCCUGAGCAGUGUGGGCGUUCAGGACUGUGGCAGGUUUCAGCCUUUUUAAUUUCCCACACUGGGGAGAGACAGACUCCAAACUAACU